Pteronotus mesoamericanus is the source of this 5968-nucleotide messenger RNA. RefSeq names its product neuropilin 1 (gene NRP1). The transcript has 18 exons. Gene Ontology annotation, molecular function: vascular endothelial growth factor receptor activity; semaphorin receptor activity; vascular endothelial growth factor binding. The record is from RefSeq and is a predicted model, not a curated record. The coding region runs from base 581 to 3364 and encodes 927 amino acids. Lineage: Eukaryota; Metazoa; Chordata; Mammalia; Chiroptera; Mormoopidae. Gene Ontology annotation, cellular component: focal adhesion; plasma membrane; axon. Gene Ontology annotation, biological process: positive regulation of filopodium assembly; vascular endothelial growth factor signaling pathway; response to wounding.
CCCCGCGGACGCCAGUGGGGGAAUCUGAGUUGUGGAAAGCAGCUGCCACCUCCCGGGCGCUCUGCGCUCCCGGCGGCCGGAUCCUGCAGAUCCUCCGAGAGCUGCCCAUUGUACCGGGGGUUGCGAGCGAGCACGCAGAGACACCCCGGACCUCCCCUGGGCGCCAGCUCCUCGGCUCCACCGGGUCCAGCGACAAGCCGGAUUUUUUUUUUUUUUUUUUUCGGGAAAUUGGCUUUGGUGUGUGCUUUCCUCCCUCCCCUUCCCCCCUCCUUUUUUAAGGCAUGGCCCGGGCAGUGGCUCCUGGAAGAAGAACAAGUGUGGGAAAAGAGAGAGGAAACCGGAGCUAAAUGACAGGAUGCAGGCGACUUGAGACACAAAAAGAGAAGCAUUGCUCUCGGAUCAAGUCAUUGCCUCGCCGCUUUCCUUUCUCCGAGACGAGACGCACCGAGGAUUUUACAGCUCUAGGCGGAGUUGGAGCGCUUCGGCUUGUUUAGAUUCCCCCUUUGCUCUAUUCCCCCCUCCCCCAGCCCCACCACGUCCUCGUUCUCCUGAACCUGCCUGGGGGUCCGGCGAAGGGAGAAUGGAGAGGGGGCUCCAGUCCCUCGGCGCCACGCUCGCCCUCGCCCUCGCCCUGGCCCUCGCGCCGGCCAGCGCUUUUCGCAACGAUAAAUGUGGCGAUACUAUAAAAAUUGAAAGCCCUGGAUACCUUACAUCUCCUGGUUAUCCUCAUUCUUAUCACCCAAGUGAAAAAUGUGAAUGGCUGAUUCAGGCUCCCGACCCAUACCAGAGAAUUAUGAUCAACUUCAACCCUCAUUUCGACUUGGAAGACCGAGACUGCAAGUAUGACUAUGUGGAAGUCAUCGAUGGAGAAAAUGAAAACGGACGUGUAUGGGGAAAGUUCUGCGGAAAGAUUGCCCCUUCUCCUGUAGUGUCUUCAGGGCCAUUUCUUUUCAUCAGAUUUGUCUCUGACUAUGAGACACAUGGUGCAGGAUUUUCCAUACGUUAUGAAAUUUUCAAGAGAGGUCCUGAGUGUUCCCAGAACUACACAAGCCCUAGUGGAGUGAUAAAGUCUCCUGGAUUCCCUGAAAAAUAUCCCAACAGCCUUGAAUGCACUUAUAUUAUCUUUGCACCAAAGAUGUCCGAAAUUAUCCUGGAAUUUGAAAGCUUUGACCUGGAACUUGACUCAAAUCCUCCAGGGGGCAUGUUCUGUCGCUAUGACCGGCUAGAAAUCUGGGAUGGAUUCCCUGAUGUUGGCCCUCACAUUGGGCGUUACUGUGGACAGAAAACACCAGGUCGAAUUCGUUCCUCAUCGGGUAUUUUAUCAAUGGUUUUUAAUACUGACAGUGCGAUAGCAAAAGAAGGCUUCUCAGCAAACUACAGCAUCCUGCAGAGCAGCAUCUCAGAAGAUUUUAAAUGUAUGGAAGCUCUGGGCAUGGAAUCAGGAGAGAUUCAUUCUGACCACAUCACAGCUUCUUCCCAGUAUAGCACCAACUGGUCCUCAGAACGCUCCCGCCUAAACUACCCGGAGAAUGGGUGGACCCCUGGAGAAGAUUCCUUCCGAGAGUGGAUACAGGUGGACUUAGGGUUUCUGCGUUUUGUUACUGCUGUUGGGACCCAGGGAGCCAUUUCAAAGGAAACCAAGAAGAAAUACUACGUCAGCACUUACAGAAUAGACAUCAGCUCCAAUGGGGAAGACUGGAUCACCAUCAAAGAAGGAAAUAAGCCUGUUAUCUUUCAGGGAAACACUAAUCCCACAGAUGUUGUGUUUGGAGUUUUCCCCAAACCUCUGAUAACUCGAUUUGUGCGAAUCAAACCUCUGACUUGGGAAAAUGGCAUAUCUCUGAGGUUUGAAGUAUAUGGCUGCAAGAUAACAGAUUAUCCUUGCUCUGGAAUGUUGGGCAUGGUGUCUGGACUUAUUUCUGACUCCCAGAUUACAGCAUCAAACCAAGGGGACAGGAACUGGAUGCCUGAAAAUAUUCGCCUUGUAACCAGUCGUUCUGGCUGGGUACUGCCACCCGCACCUCAUCCGUACAUAAAUGAGUGGCUCCAAGUGGACCUGGGAGAGGAAAAGAUUGUGAGGGGCAUCAUCAUUCAGGGGGGAAAGCACCGAGAAAACAAGGUUUCCAUGAGGAAGUUCAAGAUAGGGUACAGCAACAAUGGCUCGGACUGGAAAAUGAUCAUGGACGACAGCAAGCGCAAGGCUAAGUCCUUUGAAGGCAACAGCAACUAUGAUACACCUGAGCUACGGACUUUUCAACCUCUUUCCACACGAUUCAUCAGGAUCUACCCUGAGAGAGCCACUCAUGCUGGACUGGGGCUAAGAAUGGAGCUGCUAGGCUGUGAUGUGGAAGCACCUACAGCUGGACCGACCACUCCCAAUGGGAACCUGGUGGAUGAAUGUGAUGACGAUCAGGCCAAUUGCCACAGUGGAACAGGUGAUGACUUCCAGCUCACAGGUGGUACCACAGUGCUGACCACAGAAAAGCCAACCAUAAUAGACAGCACAAUACAAUCAGAGUUUCCAACAUAUGGUUUUAACUGCGAAUUUGGCUGGGGUUCUCACAAGACAUUCUGUCACUGGGAACAUGACAAUCACGUGCAACUCAAGUGGAGCGUGUUGACCAGCAAAACGGGACCAAUCCAGGAUCACACAGGAGAUGGCAACUUCAUCUACUCCCAAGCUGAUGAAAAUCAGAAAGGCAAAGUGGCUCGCCUGGUUAGCCCUGUGGUUCAUUCCCAGAACUCCGCCCACUGCAUGACCUUCUGGUAUCAUAUGUCUGGUUCACAUGUGGGCACACUGAGAGUCAAGCUGCGCUACCAGAAGCCAGAGGAGUAUGACCAGCUGGUCUGGAUGGCUAUCGGACACCAAGGAGACCACUGGAAGGAAGGACGUGUCCUGCUACACAAGUCUCUGAAACUUUACCAGGUGAUUUUUGAGGGCGAAAUUGGAAAGGGAAACCUUGGCGGAAUUGCGGUGGAUGACAUUAGUAUUAAUAACCACAUCUCACAAGAGGAAUGUGCACGACCAGCAGAUCUGGAUAAAAAGAACCCAGAAAAUAAAAUUGAUGAAACAGGGAGCACUCCAGGAUACGAGGGCACAGGAGAAGGGGAUGGGAACAUCUCCAGGAAGCCAGGCAAUGUGCUGAACACAUUGGACCCCAUCCUUAUCACCAUCAUAGCUAUGAGUGCCCUGGGUGUGCUACUGGGUGCCGUCUGCGGGGUCGUGCUCUACUGCGCCUGUUGGCACAAUGGCAUAUCAGAAAGAAACUUAUCUGCCCUGGAGAACUAUAAUUUCGAACUGGUGGAUGGUGUGAAGUUGAAAAAAGACAAACUGAACACACAAAAUACUUAUUCGGAGGCAUGAAGGCAGACAGAUGAAAAGACGAAUUGGAGAAUUGAGGUAGAAGGGCAUAAGAGCAACUUGAUGUUGAUCUUUCACUGGACAGGCUGGGAAAUGCGUUGAUGACGCUGAGCCAGGCUUUUCUCAGGAGCUUCAAAGAGUAUGGCCAACAGACGUGAACAAGUUAGCUGUGUUAACGAUCGGAAUUAUGUACAGUCAGCUUUUUUUCUGUUGGUUUAAUUUGAAUAAUCAAAUGCUGGUGUUGAGACCAAGUAUGAUUGACUUGAUUCAUUUUGACUCCCCCCUCUCUUCUUUUUAUGAAUACUUUAUGGAAACUGUGCAAAAUCCAAGAUGCUGGCACCAAGUGUAUUCCCUGGGGCCCUUUUGACGGACAUGUUACCUGUAGCCCAUUGCCCAGAGUAUAUUAGAAUAACUGCAUUUCAGUGGACUCCUGAAGCUGUACCUGUGUAUAAUUGCCCGUGUCGUGCAUAGGCAAAGAAGGAUUAGGAUGUUUUAUUUUAAAGUGCUGUAGCCUCAGUACCAAUAUAGUGUGUCAGCUCUGUUUACGAAGCAAUACCGUUAAAUUUCCUUGAUGUUUUCCAGUGUUGUACUAAACCUCGUGCUUGUGAACUUCAUACAGAAAACUGCCAUUACCAGACUCUGCUGGCAACUGGGUGUGCUGCCGACAAACACAACAGAAAAUCCUCGGCACUGGCUAGUCCAUGUCCUCUCAAGUGCCUUUUUGUUUGUACUAGUUCACAUUGUGUUAUACUAAUGACCUGCUCUGUUCCUUGCUGGUGUAAGUCCAGCUCUUUAAUCAAAGCCCGGUGGCCCACUGUCUAACGAGAAAGUAUAUUUUAGUGUGAGACAUCAGCUCCCGGGAAGGCAAGGGCUGGGAAUAUUUGGCAACAUGGCUUAAUUGCUCUGCUUUUUCCAUAGUUCAAUUUCCUGUCUCUUGAUCCCUUUGUAUAAAGCUGCAAUAUUCUCUCCUAUGGUUCUUUCAUAAGGAAUGUAUUUUCAAAUGUAAACUCUUUCUCUCCUAUCUCUCUGUCUUUUUUCUCUCUUAGAAGUUAAGCAUUUGCCAUUGUCCAGAAAAGAACUUGCAGCUUUAACCUGCUGGUAAUGGCAAAGAACUUUACUAGACUUUAUGUUUAAAAACAAAUAAAUAAGGGAAAUUCCUAACUCUGCCCUCCAAAGUCUAACUUUGGUUUUCUUGUUAACUGGUAAAAGUGACAGUAUCUUUUUUCCUUAAGCCAUUUAUCUGUCUACUCCAAUCAAAAUGAUCUUUGAUAGAAAUGUUUGCAUUUAAUAGAAAUAAUGACAACUUGAGAGGAGAAAUAAUACCAACUGGCUUUCAAGUGAGACCCAAAGGAAGGACUGGAUACAAUUCUCCAAAUGUCCAGAAAUAUGAGAUUUUCACAUCUAUUUAGGAAAAAAUGUUCCCUGAGAUCUUGUUUUGGUAUUGGAUAAGACAAGGAAGUGGAAGAAAGAUCAGUUAAUUUAGGGAAGUGGCUAGAAAUCCUGGUGCCUGGUGGUGAAGUAUGUGAGUGAUAAAAAAUUAGUAAAGUCAAAACAAAUGCUUUUAAAAAUCCAUUUAGCAGCAACUCUGAGAAAACAGACUUGAAUGAAUGCUUCUAGAAACUUCCUCUGGCUCAUAAAGGAAAAGCCUGCCUUGGGACUGGGAAGACCUAACCCUCUAACAAGUCAUAGAAGUAAAUAUCUGAUCAGGCAGCAGAGGAAUUAAUCCAGAGAAGCUUUGGUUGUUUUCAAUCUGUUUGUGUCAUGCCAUACUGUACAUAAGAACCUUUAGAAUUCCCUUCCUGCAUUGCUAUAGGUCUCACUCAAAAAUUUUUUGAGAGUUGCAUUUGCAUCAUGGAGGAGAUGGUCCAUUCAUCUUUGUUUAAUUGGAUUGAGAAUGUCUUCUGUUUCCAGGAAAGUAUUGAUCACUAUGAAAUAAGAAUAGAUUUUUGUCCCCAGAGGCAUUCAUUCAGUUGUCAUAAUCAUACCAGGAUGAAAGCACUAAUACUUGAUUUUUUUUAAGACAAUGGACUUAAAGUUGUCCUCAUCCAAGGAAAAAUGAUACUGAAACUUUAAAUUUUAAAGUAUCUUGCACUGAUAAAUAUAUUUAAAAAUUAUAUGUUUAUAAAUUUAUUAAUUUGUAAAGGCAGUGUUACAAAAUGUUCAGUUUAUAUUAUUUUAGAUUGUUUCGUAAUUUCUAAAGGUGUAAAAUAACAUAUUUUUUCUUUAUUGAAAUCUAUAAAACUUUCUGUAGUAAAAUGUUUUCAUUUUACUGGUAUAUUAUUGCUUCAUGUUUUGUACCAUCAUAAAAUUUUGUGCAAAUUUUUUUUACAGAAAUUUUUAUUUUCUAUGACAAUAUGACACUUGUAAAUUGUUGUUUCAAAAUGAACAGCAAAGCCUUAACUUUAAAUGACAUUUGUAUUCUCAGACACUGAGUAGCAUAAAAACUGCAUAGAACUGAACUGUAACUUAAAUUCCAAACUAUGACUACUACAUUCCAAAGAAACAGUUGAAUUAAACAUUUUCAUAAAAUAUCCCAAACCUGAUGGCUUUUAUUAUAUUAGCAUUGUGAUUAUUAAAGAAACUGGUAUUAUUCCAGCAUCAAAUAAA